UCCCACUCAGCAGCAUCAGCACAAUUCCUUGAGCGGUCAUCCAAGUGCCGCUAGUCUCGGUUCAUCAGGUAUGACAUCCAAUAUGCUUCUUUCAAAAGUAUUGCAUUCGGUUCCGAGUUACAACUCAGUCGGCUCAACCUUGUCUUCAUCGAAUAGGAACGACAGGAUGGAUUUUCGCGGUUCCUCUGGGUCUCUCCUUGCGAAUACAGGGCAACAUGGCAGCUGUGCUUCGUUUUUAUGAUGCUGGUCGUGGACAACACAGAAUUUAAAAAAGAUAAUUUGAAGAUUGUUUGAGGUAUAAAUAUCUAUGUAUUUUGUUCCCUGCGUGCUGAAGAUUUUCCCGACGACUAACUUAAACUUAUCCUUGGCUCCAUUCAUUUCCAGCUCCCUUUGCGUCUCCCACCCCUGCUGGCGCGACUGCCGCUGCAAGCGAUGUUGGUGCUUUUUUCAGCUCGAACUCCAUUUCAUCCUUUUGCAACGGGCUGAGAACUAGCACUUCUGGUAGUAGUAAUCUUGAUCUUCUGAACAAUCAGAAUCAACAAGUUCAAGUUCAACAACAAGAGAUGCCAAGGACUAGUACUGCUGCUAGCAGUAUCGGUAGCAACCUCCACAACAACAUCGCGCUAAGUGGUCCUAACCAGGUUAGUUCUAGUUGGG
Molecule: messenger RNA, 657 nt
Organism: Amoebophrya sp. A25
Lineage: Eukaryota; Dinophyceae; Syndiniales; Amoebophryaceae
Source: the annotation of a GenBank genome assembly